AUGGAGGGAUCGGCGACGGAGGGAAAUCACGGAGGCGAUCCCCGCGCUGAGCAUGCCGCGACCAAGGAGUCCAAUGCGGCGGCAACGCAACACCAUCUGACGCUGCUCCAGCCGGCCGUGGUCGAAGUUUCUGCAGUCGUGCUGGAUAAGGACAAGGUGGGGGAGCACGAGUUAGUGGGGCUGGUCGGUGGCUCUCCACCUUCUGGUGGACGAGGGAGGCGUAGGCAGAGGAAGAGCGAUGGGGAGGACGAUUAUGACACCGCCGUGCCCGGGGACCUCAUUACGCGGGCGAAGAGGUGGCAGACGACAGGUAGUGCAGACGACGCUGGAGGCGCGGCAGUUGGGACACCGCGAGGCGCCAAGGAAGCUAGUGGCAAGGCGGGCGGUCAAGCAUUGCGCCAGAAGGGCCGACCCGCAGCAAGAAAAGCAUCCGGCGGAAGGAGAGGCAAGAAAGCAGCGACGGGAACAAAGCCAAAACGGGGCGAUGAAGACCCCGGUGAUGCGGAGGAGGAGGAUGAGAAGGAGGAUGCGGAGGGAGAGGAGGAUGAAGAGGAAGCGGAGGAGGAUGACGCGGAUGUUGGGGAGGAUGAAAAAGAUGAGAAUGAUGGCGGGGAGGACAAAGAGGAGGAGGAGGAGGAGGAGGAGGAGGAGGAGGAGGAGGAGGAGGAGGAGGAGGAGGAGGAGGAGGAGGAGGAUGAGAAGGAGGAGGAGGAGGAGGAGGAGGAGGAGGAGGAGGAGGCAGAGGAGGAGGAGGAGGCAGAGGAGGCAGAGGAGGAGGAGGAGGAGGAGGAGGAGGAGGAGGAGGAGGAGGAGGAGGAGCAGGGUGACGACGAGGAGGAGGAUGUGGAGGAGGAGGAGGAGGAGGAGGAGGAGGAGGAGGAGGAGGAGGAGGAGGAGGAGGAGGAGGCAGCGGAGGAGGAGGAGGAGGAGGAGGAGGAGGCAGCGGAGGAGGAGGAGGAGGAGGAGGAGGAGGAGGAGGAGGAGGAGGAGGAGGAGGAGGAGGAGGAUGUGGCGCCAGUGAAGGGAAAGGGCGGGCGUGGCAGACUGCAUUUUGUUACACGAGAGGAGUUCCAGGCGCUGCGGUCUGAGAUGUACGCCAUGUUUGCACAGCUCGGCCUGCGUCGUGGAGUACCUGCCAGCUAUGCCGGCGGGUCGGCAGCCCUGCCUAUGGCUGGUACCCCGCCGCCGAUGAGCGCCGUGGACAAGGCACGAGUGCUAGUGUUGCAGGAGACAAACCCAUUCCCGGUAUGUGGCGGGCAACAUGGGGAGGGUUGGGGUUGA
Molecule: messenger RNA, 1281 nt
Organism: Closterium sp. NIES-65
Lineage: Eukaryota; Viridiplantae; Streptophyta; Zygnematophyceae; Desmidiales; Closteriaceae
Source: the annotation of a GenBank genome assembly